CCAAUGUUUCCAAAUAAAUCGGUCAUGCGGAAAAUUUGAAUGUUCACAACAAAACGCACCUGCUAUUAUACACUUUUAUCAACCAAUUCUUUUUCUCUUUCCCCCCACUUACUCUCUCAAUCGAUUUUCUCCCUCAUUUUGUGUAUACACUCUCGAAUCACUCGAAUUCACGACGAAUAAGUUGCACCACCGGCGUACGUCGUCUGCUCAUAUAACGACACAACUUUUCACUCACUUUUCCACUGACAGCAAUUUAUAGUUCUUAUCGGAACUCCAGUGAAUUCGGCCUCACACUGUGUGAGGCCUGGAGAUCGCGGGUGUUAAAUUAUUUAUAAUUUUCUAAGUGCAUUUUUUAAUCAGUCAGAGGCUUGCUCGCUGCAAAUCAAGUUCAAGCGUUUCGACGCGUUGCUUAUUCGACAUGUCCCGUUGUUGCCCGAGAAUUUUUUGCUUUCUCGAGGCUUUAUUAUUGUUAAUUUUCGCCGUCGAUCAAGUUGUGCCCAGUGUCAUCGGACGCCUACCUUCAUCGCCUGCUCCCGAUUCUUAUCAAAGUCUAUCAUUGAAUCAAGGCCUCUAUAAUUCUUCCGAUCAUGUUGUUGUUCUCAAUUCCACCAAUUUUAAAAGCACCGUUUACGGCAGUGAGCACGCUUGGCUCGUUGAAUUUUAUAAUAGUUGGUGCGGCUUCUGUCAACGAUUCGCUCCCACAUGGAAAGCUCUCGCUCAUGAGACUCGUGGCUGGAAAAAUGUGGUAACUAUAGCCGCCCUCAACUGUGCGGACGAAGAUAACAAUCCUUUGUGUCGAGAGUAUGAGAUAAUGCGUUAUCCGGAAGUGCGGUACUUUGCCCCGCAUGAGAAUCCUCUCAAAUUGGGAGCGGAUGUGGAAAAAGGGAAAGACCUGGCUGCUUUGCUGGGAAACCUUCUGGCAAAAUUGCGAAAAGAGCAGCAAGAAGAGCGAGGCGCCAAUUGGCCAAAUAUAACACCGUUCAGAAGUUCCGAAGUGAAAAACAUUUGGGAGGGAAUUGCGCCAGAAGCAAAGUAUUAUUUUUUCAUAUUCGAAGAGCCAGAUUCUUAUCUAGGCAUGGAAUUGAUUCUGGAUUUCCGUGAUGAAAAGAGUCUCACCAUACGUUCCGUCACUUCGGACAAUUCUUUGUUGUGUCUGAUGCACAAAAUAAUAAGAUUUCCAAGUAUAAUAGUUUACGAUCGAGAAAUGGUUCAAACUCGAUUGGCUCUGCGAGUGCCAACGAGGGAAGGUGCGAGAAAAGUGAUUGAGGAGUUCAUGCAGUUGCGAGGGCUCGAGAUUCACCUCGAGGAAGUCGAACUAGAGGAGGAAAUACUGGAAAAACCUGUGGUAGAGAGCAAGAGCAAUCGCUCUAGCAAAAAAUGGAAGGAUGAUUCGCUCUACCAAGCCGACCUCGAAGCGGCCCUGAGAUUCUCGUUGAACCAUGAGAUUCCGUUGACAAAAUUGAUCAAGGGAGAAAAAAUGCAGGCGUUGAAAAAUUUCACGAGCGUCCUGGCUUCGUAUUUCCCCGUGAAACACGGUAAUCCGAUGUUCCUCGGAACGAUAAGUUUCGUGGUGCGUUCCAAAGACGAAAUAAGAGGUGAAGAUUUUGCUACUCUCGUAAGUUCGACGGAACAAGAGAUGUCGCCCGUCUAUUCCGAGGAGAACAAGUGGAUCGGCUGCAAACCGAGUAAACCAGGACUGCGAGGAUAUUCUUGCGGACUGUGGACUCUGUUUCACACGAUGAGCGUAAGCCUUGCGGCCAAGAGCGAGGAACACCCCGACCUGGAGCCCACGCAAGUACUUGGCGCGAUGCACGGUUACAUCAAGAAUUUCUUUGGCUGCGCCGAUUGCGCUCAACAUUUCGUAGCGAUGGCCGGAAAAAAUAAAAUCUUUGAUGUUGCUACCGCUAACGAAGGGAUUUUGUGGCUCUGGCGAGCUCACAACGAAGUCAACCAAAGAUUAGCAGGCGAUGCGACCGAAGACCCGGAACACCCGAAAGUGCAAUAUCCAACGGCGGAGCAUUGUCCGCAGUGCCGGGACGACAACGAUCGAUGGAACGAAACCAAUGUUCUCGCUUAUCUCAAGAAAAAGUAUUUCUACUCAGCCAUUAAAUACACAGGCUCUACGAGAUCUCUGAGUUUCGAGAAAAAUCUUAGCGAUCCUAAAUUGAGGGACGAAAGACUCGCGUCUUACGGCGAACGCGUCGCUACAUCGAAAAAAUUCAGCUGGGACUUUACCAUCUUCGAUAUCAGCAUUUGCGUCGUUCUCUACAUCGCUUCCGCUGCUAUUCUCAUUCUCGUUUGCGUCAAAUUUGCAGUUAAACGCUCGUACAAAAAGAGAAUGUAUAUUCACAGUAUUCUGGGCAAAGUUUAAACAUUCCCUUACUUUCCUCAUCUUGCACUUUUUCAAUUAUUAUUAUCAUUAAAUGAUGCUGACACUAUACUAGAAUUAAAUGUGUUUUUAUACAUGUGAAAUUCGAUCAAAAAGCUUCCCAGUUAAUCGAUUUCCCGAGCUACGCACGACUGAAAAUGAUUUAAUUUUAUUUUCUGACAGCUUUUCUAUUCUUGUUUUUCAGACAACUAUUAUCGAUUGAAUAUUGCGUGGGUUUGUGCAUUUUGUUCAAAUUCUCUCUUCAUAUUAAACAAAUUGUGCCAAUUAGUUACCGAUGCAAGGGGGAAUUAUUUUUGUAGCUCGAAUCUGCAAUAUUUUCACGAUACAACAAUAACUGUCGUUUUCCAAAAAUGUAAACGGUCAUUGUUGUCGCAGCGAAAAUAGUUUUCGUCGAGCACGCGUGUGUACAUAUAUAAAUAAUUUAACUGAAUAUCUAUCCCGGUUCAGUGACGAGCCUGCAUUUACUUUUGACACAAUUGUUGCAUCUAAAAUGGUCAUUUUUAUUUCUGUUCUGCGAGAGCGACUUUUACUCUCAUUCGACGAUUACGACGAUUCUAUAAUUGCUUGGUAGCCGAGUUGUGUACGAGUGUUUGAAAAUGUGGGACAAUGUGAUCUCUUUUGUAGAAAAAUUUUAAUAAAUUAUACCUGUGAAUAAUAA
This is a messenger RNA of Venturia canescens, 3047 nucleotides long. RefSeq names its product Quiescin sulfhydryl oxidase 1 (gene Qsox1). Lineage: Eukaryota; Metazoa; Arthropoda; Insecta; Hymenoptera; Ichneumonidae. Gene Ontology annotation, biological process: protein folding. The coding region runs from base 419 to 2371 and encodes 650 amino acids. Gene Ontology annotation, molecular function: flavin-dependent sulfhydryl oxidase activity; protein disulfide isomerase activity. The transcript has 2 exons. Gene Ontology annotation, cellular component: Golgi membrane. The record is from RefSeq and is a predicted model, not a curated record.